Messenger RNA from Funneliformis mosseae, 2103 nucleotides. The record is from the annotation of a GenBank genome assembly. NCBI's taxonomy places the organism in Eukaryota, Fungi, Glomeromycota, Glomeromycetes, Glomerales, Glomeraceae.
AUGCCACCUUCCGCUCAUAAAGCCUCAGAAAAGGCAUUAAACGCAAAACGUGCAAAACGACAAACCGCAACUAAACCAAAUUAUUUCGAGGGUAAUUCUUCAGACAUUGACUCUCCGGAGGACUAUGACCCUAUGAUGACUGACACAGCCUUUGACGGCGGCGACCCCGAGUUUGGAAUAGAACCCAUGAGAAUUGACGAAGAUGAGUCCAUGAAGAGAUAUGAUGAGCGAGAGGAGGGAGAAGUCUCCGAAGAACACCGCGAGACGGCAGUCGAUCAAAAAAAAGAAAAAAAACGACAAGAAAUCAUCGACCGAAUAGAAAAGUUACAAAAAGAAUUUAACAGUAAAAAAGAUGAGAUAUUCAAAGACAGUAUAAGACAAAUCGAUUAUGAUAUUAGGGCAAUGAGGGAAGGUACUCAUCCGGAAUAUGAGGAACGUUUGCAACAACUUAUUGAUAGACGCGAGCAGACGCUUGAAAAGGCAAAGUUAUAUAAAAAUUAUCGUCUUGGAUGCGUGGAAAAAAUGUUUGACGCCGAAACGCGACAAGUUGAAGAGGAUUAUAUGCUAGAGAAACAAGGAUUAAAAGAACAAAUGCUGGCAGAUAUGGAUGAACGGAGAAAGAAAUUGAAAGAAGAUUAUGAGAGUUUUGACAUAACGAGUGACGCAGCAAUGGAUGGAAACCCGCGAUAUCAUCCGCAAAGAAAAUUGCGUGCUCGACAAAAAGAAGAUACAGAAGUGAAAGUUAAAAAACCCAAAGCUCAACCGAAUAAAACAAUAUUAGCGAAGCUAGAAGGGAUCAAAAAUGGGUGGUUAUCCACAGGUUCAAAUGUUAAUUACGCAUUCGAUAGAGAAAUCAAUCCUCUCGGUUUAUCACUGUUUGCUUUUUCAACAAAUUCAACCACGAAAAUUUCAUCAAAUGAAAAAAUAUUUAUUACUGUAACAACUUGUAAAGCUCCUUUGCCAAAUUUAAAUAAAAAACCUAAAUCACCUCCCGCUGAACAAUUAGAAAUUUGGAUUUCUACAAAAUUAAAAAAUCCUGUUGUUAUACCAAAUGAGAAUAAGAAUGGAUUGUAUAUAGGAGUAUUUGCCCCUAAAUUAUCUGAUGAUUAUUUUGGUCAUUAUUGGUUUCAAAUUGGAGCUUCUACUAAAGAUUUUUUACAUAAAAUUCCGACUGUGAAAGGGUUGAUAUUAGAUGAUACGGAUAGUACAAAUGCUUUAUUUAGAACGGUUAAUAUUAGUUCAAAACAACCUUUUUAUGAUGUAACUUUUGUUGAACACAAAUUUGUGGACGGAAUCUCUCAAUCAUUAUGUGCAUAUACUGAAAAUCGUUUAAAUUCAAAAAAUGUCUCAUAUACGACGAGGGAAUUAUAUGGAUCAUUUCAAUCUUUAAUUACUAUAAGUAAUUUAAAAAAUGGAACAAAAUAUUCCGUCCUUGUUAAAGAAGAAUCAGUUAAUGAUCCAAAAUUUUUCGUGCCUAUGGCUUUUCAAACACAAUCUCAAAAUAAUUGUAUGAUAAUAAAAGAUCUUAAAUUUUGUGAUAAGGUCUCUUAUUCUGUACCAAAAACAAUCUCAAAAACAACUGAACAAGAAUUAGCAAUUGGAUAUGAUAAUUUGGCAGAAUCAUAUUUUAAUAAUUUCAAAUUAACAAUAGACCAAUAUCCAUGUGAUGAUCCUCGUUCAAAAUAUUCCUUAGUUAGAAAUUGUAAUGAUUGUAAAGAAGCUUAUAAAGAUUGGAUAUGUGCUAUAACAAUUCCUCGUUGUGCUAAUGAAGAUUCAAUUUAUGGUAAUGAAAGAAACAAAUCUCGUGUAGAAGUCUCUGAUGAGACUAUGAAAAUUGAUCAACCUUUUGUAGAAUUACCUCCUUGUAUUGAUUUAUGUUAUAAUAUUACUAGAUCUUGUCCUGAAAGUUUUGGUUUUAGUUGUCCUAAAUCAUCAAAUUCAACAAUUUCAACUUAUGGUGAUAUAAUUGAUAGUCAAUAUCUUACAUGUAAUUCUCUAGGAAUGGAUUUUUCUUCUAUAUCUAAUCUUGCAAUAUGGUUUUCAAUACAAUGGACAUUAAUAUUAUUAGUUAUUGGAUUUACAAUUUUAAUAGUAGGAAUAUGA